GAAUGGUAGGUUAACAAUACGACGGCGCAAUCGAUCGCUAUCUGAUAACGAAGUUUGUAAACAUUUCAAACAAUUACAUUCUAAACCUCAUUUCUGCUAGAGCCUCUGUAGGCUUUUCCCGCAAAAUGAAGCUAAUAAUAUUUUGUUUAUUUUUCUACUUUCAAUCUACUUAUACAGAAUGGGUAGCGGAAUGGAUGACCCCUAUACAAGAUGAGUUUGAUAAUGUUGCUCGAAGGUCCAACGAUGCAAUUGGUUUGAAAAUGUUCAAUGAUGAAGAAUUACGGAUGGUGCCCGUGACAGAUUCAUACGAAGCUCCAACGUCCAAAAACAAUGAUUUUAUCUACAGAGCAGAUGACGAUGCCAUAAAUGCAAGUUUAAGGAAUAAAUUAGAAAAUACGUUGCAAAACGCUAAAAUAUUGGCGAAUACAUUGCAAGAACAAAUAGUAGCUGUUAGUGUUUGGGAAAAUUUGUUAAAAGAAGCUAUAGUUAAUGGCAGGUCCGGUACUACGGCCGUGACGGUGACAACGAUGGGACAAGCGCCGCGUUCCUACACCAUCCGAGACAGUGCAUGGACAUUGUGCGAUGGCAUCAUACAGUAUCCAUCUACAAGUUUCAACGUGUUCAAUGAACUUUUGUCCGUACCGAAGUGCAUUGGACAAGAGAUAUCAUCGAGGCGAGACCCUUGCGUGUUCAGCUCAGUUAUAAAAUACGAAACUGUACCAAUACAGCGACAACUAGAAUACACUGAAGACGAUUACCUAUGCCUCAAAUCCAGCUUCAACACCACGCUUGCGCAAUACAUGAGCGUCACAAGGAAUCUCAUUAACGAAACAUGCAAAAACGGUCUAAUACGCAGUCUCACUGACAACAUAAUGGAAUGUGGUCUAAGAGUGAUGUCUGAAUACACCUUCUACCCUCACCGGGGCUCUACAGCAUCAGGAUUACCCCUCGAAUACUGUACAGAGCGCGACGGCUCCUGCAAACUGAUCAUUGCGUGGCACAUCUCCAAUACAACUGUGGAAAACUUCGAAUUUCUCAAAAACGAGCAAAGCUUUAAAAAGUUUUUCAUUAAACCUAGUACUUAUAUUGAACAUUUUUAAAUAAAAAAAUAAAAAUAUGUAA
Manduca sexta (tobacco hornworm) is the source of this 1122-nucleotide messenger RNA. RefSeq lists its product as uncharacterized. Bases 126 to 1100 code for a protein of 324 amino acids. NCBI's taxonomy places the organism in Eukaryota, Metazoa, Arthropoda, Insecta, Lepidoptera, Sphingidae. The record is from RefSeq and is a predicted model, not a curated record. The transcript has 6 exons.